Messenger RNA from Orbicella faveolata, 3099 nucleotides. RefSeq names its product progesterone-induced-blocking factor 1-like. NCBI's taxonomy places the organism in Eukaryota, Metazoa, Cnidaria, Anthozoa, Scleractinia, Merulinidae. Gene Ontology annotation, cellular component: microtubule organizing center. Gene Ontology annotation, biological process: cilium assembly. The record is from RefSeq and is a predicted model, not a curated record.
AUGGUUCAAAACCACUCAAAACACUACAUGAUCGUUACACCACGUAAUUAUGCCACAAUUUACAAAUGGCGGCUUGGGAAACGCUUGAUGUUGCUCUUUUACCAAAACAUCGUUGAAUUAUUGAAACUUAAAACUUCAUGGUCCUUCUAAAAUGUCACAAAGAGGAAGCAAUAGUGCAAGGAGUUCUCAUGCCAGCGACAAUAAUGGAGAUAGCACCUUACGGACAGAAAAUGACAUUACUGAAGAUUUGGAAAACACGACGGACGUUGAAUCUUCAACUUUGUUGACAAGCUCGGCUCUUUCUUCCACGCAAGUCGACAGUGAAGUGGAAAACAAGAUUACUAAACAUGAAAUCGAAAGAAAACAACUGCUGCAUGAUUUAGAACUUCUCCGUAUCGAAUUGAGUCAGAAAAACCUCAUCAUUGACAACAUGAAAGUUGAUCAUAUGAGCAAAGUGGACGAGUUAGAGGAACUCUUGGCCGAUACGCGACACGAUAAACAAAUCCUUCAGGCGAGGCUCGAGUCGCAGCUUAAACUGCAACAGGAGGAAUCUAAGAGUUCUCUUGAAAGAACGAGACAGGAAAUGGCGAAAAUCUUCAAACGACAACAACUACUGGAAUUCGAAAACAAAAAGUUACAAGAAAAGGCAGUGGAUUACAGAAGGGGCUUGAAUGAUCUAGAACAACUGUCUGAUGAAAAGUACUUGGAACUGAAAUCUACUGAGCCUGAACAACUCACCUUGAGAGAAUUUGUGAUGAUAAGAGUUUAUGAAGCCAGUCAUCCUCUGUUGCUGGAAUGUACAAGCCUUCAACAGCAAGUGGAAACUUUGACUCAUGAACUUCACACUAGAGAGGAAGAAGUUGCUUUUUACCGCAAGGAGGCAGAGGAUGAACGCAUGGGACGUGCAGAGAUGGAACACAGAGUACAAAGGUUGUCUCUUCAGCUGGAGAAGUUAAAAUCUCAAGUCAAUCAAGGGGAUUAUAAGAUCACAAACUUUGAUCAAGUCAGAAGUGAGCGGGAUACUUUGGAUAGAGACAUCAUGGAGUUAAAGAAGGGUAAUACACUGUUAGAGGCUGCAUUGAAGUCGAAGUCAGACAACUUACUUGAAGUACAAAAACAGUUACAGGUCAGUAAGCAGACUGUUGCCUUGCUGAAACAAGACAAGGACUACAUGAACAGACAGCUGCAGGAGCUGAGAGGCCGCUGUACUUUAGCUGAGGAACGACUAGAGCAGACAUCAAAACAACUUGAAGAGACCAAGCAGGCUAGAGAGGAGUUGUAUGAGAAGUACGUCAGUGUCCGAGAACAAUAUAAAUCAGAGUAUGAGGUGAGACUGAAGACUGAAUUGGAUGACAUCAAAGGAAAGACUUCCAUGGAACUGGACAAGAUAAGAAGUGACACUAAAGAUAUGUUUGAGAGAGAAAACAGGAAUCUUCGAGAAGCAAGAGAUAAUGCAUUGGAGGAAAAAGAACGAGCAUUUGCCAGUGAGAAGGAAACUGCCUCAAAAUAUGAUCUCUUGCAAUCAGAGUAUCAUCAAUUACAACUGACUGCUGACAGCAGGCAGUCCGAUUUGCAGAAAGAGAUCAGCGUCAAACAGUUUGAGUUGGAGAGACUGCAGAUGAUCCUUGAUGAAACAACAAAUAAUCUUCGUCAGGCAAAACUAGAGGCUGAGAAGUACCAGAGCAAAAGUGAGAUUUUAAAUAAAGAAUACUACAGUUUGCAAAACUUCUCAGAAAAGCAGCUUGUGGAACUGGAGUCAAAGUGUAAGGAGCAGGGAGACAAGCUGGCUGUUUAUGAGAAACUUGAGCAGGAGCUCGACGAUGUUAUCAUGCAGGCUGCAGAGAUUGAGAAUGAAUCAGAUGCUGAGCGUGUCUUGUUCUCUUAUGGUUAUGGUGCAAAUGUGCCAAGCACAGCCAAGAGGAGAAUGCAGCAGAGUGUUCACUUGGCACGCAGAGUACUUCAGUUGGAAAGGGCGAACACGUCACUUAGAAAUGAUAUGGAAAGAGAAAAGAAAAAGAAAGACUUACUUGGAAAAGAGCUUUCCAAGGCCACGUCACUGUUAAAUGAAGCUCAACAGCCAUACAACUACCUGAUUGAGAGUAUAAGAGCAAGGGAUACACAGAAUCAGAGUCUUAAUGAACAGCUAGCAUUAAUGGAGGAGGAGACAAGGAAGUUGAAAGCAGAAAAAGAGGACCUUAUAAAGUCUCGCAAUCAGUUGUCUUCAGACUUGGAAAGACUUCUAAACCAACGAGAGGAGAUGGCUGUGAUGAAACAAGCAAUUCUUGGUUUGCACUCAUCAAGAGGCUCAAAAUCACAAGUUACAAGGACUUCCACGGGUGUCCAUGGCCCUGAAUCACAUCUUAGAACUUCUGCAGCCCAAGAUACCUCAAGCCACGUAACUCAUCGACCCAGACCAACUAUGUUUACAAAGUCUGAUCCUCCAACAUGGUACAGAAAGUUAAAGAGUCAGAACCUAACUGGAAGAACAAUGCACGGGUGAGGACAUGGGGCUUUCUUUCAAUAGUUGUCACUAUUGUCAUAACAAUAGAGUCAAGCCUUUAUUAAGCGGCACCGUAUUAAUCGGUCAUCCUCUAUUAAGCGAUCAGGUUUCAAAGUCCCGAAAAUAUCUUCCCCAAUAACUAUAAUUUAGAGCUCUAUUUUAAAAGCGGUCACUUCUAUUAAGCGGUCGCGGUCAACAUUUGCGAAGUCUCAACGGGACUUUUUCUAUCGUCUUGACCUGUAUUUAACGGUCACACGGUGUCAAUUACUUGUUCAUACAGUUUCAAAUAAUGUAACACACGAGGUACAAGGAAUGAUUUCCUUGUUAAUUUUCGCAAAUCAUUGAAACGUCAGAAAAGAAUGUGUCUAAUUUGAGGCCAAAUGUCUUUUCAGCACUGGAGGUCGAAUUUUGUACUAUCACUAGUUUCCAGGCCAUGGUCAUUGCAAUGUUUUCUUGGCUGUCUUGGGCUAGACACCUAACUCACACAGUGCCUCUCUCCACCCAGGUUUGAAGGGUUGGGACUUCAUACCAAAAUUUGGUCUUGUUUUAAAUUUGUACAGCUUCAGUGAACAUGAUUGAAAAGUAGAUCACAUGCUUGA